AUGGAUGAGAGAUCCAGUAAGCUCAUCUUGGUCCCCAUUUUAGCCGUUCUUUUUGUUAUGAUAGGCUAUCAAUAUAUAUGCCCCACUGGCAGCAAUUCAUGCCAUUUCAAGACUGGGGAGAAAUUACGAGGGGUGAGCCUCCUUUCCAGCGCCUACGAAGAUGAUGAUUUUUACCGGGAUCAAGACCUGGAGGAAGACAGCCCUCCUAAAGCUCCCUCUAAGUUUAACUUCACUGAAAGAGACUUGGACAGACAUGUGGAGUUCAACAUCAAAGGGGACGAUGUGAUUGUGUUUUUGCACAUCCAAGGAGGAACCACUUUCGGAAGGCAUUUGGUGAGGAAUAUCCGUUUGGAGCAACCGUGUGACUGUAAACCCGGGCAAAAGAAGUGCACCUGCCACCGGCCAGGGAAGGAGGAGUCGUGGCUCUUCUCGCGCUUCUCUACGGGCUGGAGCUGCGGCUUGCAUGCGGAUUGGACCGAGCUGACGAACUGUGUACCUGUCAUUAUGGAUAAGAAGGAAGCCCAGAGGAAUAAAAGGAACUUCUAUUACAUCACCAUGCUGCGUGACCCCGUCUCCCGCUACCUGAGUGAGUGGAAGCACGUCCAGAGAGGAGCCACCUGGAAAACAGCCCUACACAUGUGUGACGGCCGCUCGCCCACCCAGGACGAACUGCCCAACUGCUACAACGGCGACGACUGGUCCGGAGUCACCCUCAGCGACUUCAUGAACUGCCCCUCCAAUCUGGCCAACAACAGGCAGGUGCGCAUGCUGGCCGACCUCAGCCUGGUGGGCUGCUACAACCUGUCCUCCAUGAACGAGAGCCAGCGCGGGCACAUCCUUCUCAGCAGCGCCAUGAGCAACCUCAAGAACAUGGCCUUCUACGGUCUGACCGAGUUCCAGCGCAAGACCCAGUACCUGUUUGAGCGGACGUUCAGCCUGCGCUUCAUCUCCGCCUUCACUCAGAUCAACAGCACGCGCGCCGCUAACGUAGCCCUGAGUGAGGCCGUCCGCCGCCGCAUCGAGGAACUCAACGACCUGGAUGUGCAGCUGUACGAGUACGCCAAAGACCUGUUCCUCCAGCGCUUCCAGUUCACCCGGCAGAAGCAGCACCAGGAGAGCCGUCUAAAGAGGCGUGAGGAGAGGCGUCUGCUCCGGGAGCAGAGGGAGCAGGGCAGACCCUGGCCUCCCAGGCGCAGAGGGGGUGGGACUAAACGUAUGGACAAGGAAGUGGACUUUAGUGCCACCACUGAGGACUACACAAGCCAGGUGGCCCGCUGGUGAAUCUGAGGACACAGCAGUCAUGUUGUAUUGUGUGCAAACCAUUGAACAUGUCCUGAGACUGGCUCACACACAUGUCUCUGAUCAUAAGUCCGUCCUAGCAUCUCUCCGUUUGUCAGCGCCGGAGCUGUGCUUCUGCUUGUGAAACUGCCAAGGGUCUGAGGCUCACAGCAGCGCUGCCUUGGACUGCCCCUCAGUGUCUUAAAUACUGAAAACACCAUUUCUGUCACCUCAUUUCUGCCUUGGUUUAUUUAUCGUGUGUUCAAAUGAAGAUAAAAACACAUCAAAACUGCCAUAAACAUGAUGUUGGCACUAUCACUGCAGAUCUGCUGAAUGUCAUUGACUGUCCCUGUUCCUAUUCAAAUUCAUAUUUCACUGAGAAUAUAACAUAGAGCAGACAAUUGCAUGUCACAUGACCACUUUUUUAAUAUCUCAAGAGUUUUUAAGCUCAAAUGUUAUAAGCCAAAGUGAAGAGAGAUCACAGUAUAACUUUUAAUUUAGCACUCUUGAGAAUGAAUGCAUGGACUUUUUCAAGUUAGUAUCAGCAGUCCUGGUGCCCCAUAUGACUGACAACCUUGAUUUAAAUUGUGAUGUAAUGUGCCCCCUAUGACAAA
Messenger RNA from Boleophthalmus pectinirostris (great blue-spotted mudskipper), 1892 nucleotides. RefSeq names its product heparan sulfate 6-O-sulfotransferase 3b (gene hs6st3b). The record is from RefSeq and is a predicted model, not a curated record. Gene Ontology annotation, cellular component: membrane. Gene Ontology annotation, molecular function: heparan sulfate 6-sulfotransferase activity. NCBI's taxonomy places the organism in Eukaryota, Metazoa, Chordata, Actinopteri, Gobiiformes, Gobiidae.